Lotus japonicus is the source of this 516-nucleotide messenger RNA. Its product is annotated as NADH dehydrogenase [ubiquinone] iron-sulfur protein 7, mitochondrial-like. The record is from RefSeq and is a predicted model, not a curated record. The transcript has 3 exons. The coding region runs from base 1 to 516 and encodes 171 amino acids. Gene Ontology annotation, biological process: aerobic respiration; mitochondrial respiratory chain complex I assembly; electron transport coupled proton transport. Lineage: Eukaryota; Viridiplantae; Streptophyta; Magnoliopsida; Fabales; Fabaceae. Gene Ontology annotation, molecular function: NADH dehydrogenase (ubiquinone) activity.
AUGGCUCUUCUGAGUCGAACCUCCUCACGCUUCCCACAACUGGUGUCACCUCAACGGGUGGUUUCCCUUCACACAACCCUCCCUUCCCUCUCUACACCCACACCUACACCCUAUGCUCCGCCACCACCCCCUUCGGCUUCCUCCCCCACCGGCGUCCCCAAGGCGGUGGAGUACGUGAUCUCCAAGGUUGACAGUCUCAUGAACUGGGCUCGCACUGGCUCCAUCUGGCCCAUGACCUUCGGCCUCGCCUGCUGCGCCGUUGAAAUGAUGCACACCGGUGCCGCCCGCUACGAUCUUGAUCGCUUUGGCAUCAUUUUCAGGCCUAGCCCUCGCCAGUCUGACUGCAUGAUCGUCGCCGGCACUCUCACCAACAAGAUGGCCCCGGCUCUUCGCAAAUUUACCGCAAAGGUUAUGGGUUUAAGCUCUAUGGCACUUGUUGAGAUUUUUACUGUUAAGUAUUUUGGUUUGCUUGGCUGGGUGAAGUCUUGUGUUUUAAAUGGGGACCUAUGGUUGUGA